Messenger RNA from Asparagus officinalis (garden asparagus), 1144 nucleotides. RefSeq names its product 50S ribosomal protein L7/L12. The transcript has 4 exons. Gene Ontology annotation, cellular component: ribosome. Lineage: Eukaryota; Viridiplantae; Streptophyta; Magnoliopsida; Asparagales; Asparagaceae. Gene Ontology annotation, biological process: translation. Gene Ontology annotation, molecular function: structural constituent of ribosome. The coding region runs from base 304 to 888 and encodes 194 amino acids. The record is from RefSeq and is a predicted model, not a curated record.
GCAAAACCCUCUCAUGAACCCUUUGUUCGCCGAAACGUUCCCCUUUCAAAUUCCUCCCUUUCUCCCCCUCCUCUUGGAUCGCAAGCCCCUCCGUCGCCACGCGGACUGGGCUCGAACACGCUUCCUACUUGAUUUAGGGUAGUUGAUGCCAGUGAAUGUAAUUUUUUAAUGUAUUCUUUGGGGAGGCUCUAGAUGCUCGAUACCCCGGCCACAAGUGUCUCUUAGUUGUCUGACUAUAUGCACACAGUCAAGCAAGUUAAAUCUGGUUGCUUAUAAAUUAUAAGUCUGAGCAGUUGGAAGAAGAUGAGGUCUAUUGCUGUUUUAAGAGGUAUCCGUGGUAUAGCAUCAUCUGCAAAGAGCUCUGUUUUAGCACCUCAAUGUCGAUAUUUCAAUGGUGAGUCUGUUGCCACUGACCCUCAGUCAAAGCCUAAGAGAUACAAGUACCCAGAUGUCUAUGAUCCUUAUGGACCGAGACCUCCGCCAUCUGAUAAAAUUGUGCAGCUAGCCGAUCGUAUUGCUGCACUCCCUCCUGAAGAGAUUAAACAGAUUGGGCCCACACUCCAAUAUAAAUUGAAGCAUCCAAAGUUGCAGCAAAUAUCUUCAGGAGGUUUCAGUUUAGGUUCUCAAAGUGGAGAUGCUGCUGCUGCGAAGCCAGAGGAGAAGAAAGCAGAGAAGACGGCAUUUGAUGUCAAACUAGAGAAGUUUGAUGCUGCUGCAAAAAUCAAGGUGAUCAAGGAGGUCAGAACAUUCACCAAUCUCGGGUUGAAAGAGGCUAAGGAUUUAGUGGAGAAGGUUCCAGUUUUGUUGAAGCAAGGGGUCACCAAGGAGGAGGCCAAUGAUAUCAUAGAGAAGAUAAAAGCAGUUGGCGGUGUUGCUGUGAUGGAGUAAAAAGGUUAGGUUGGACCUUAUUUUUUGCCAUCUCUGCUUCCUUUUUGUUGAUUUUUCCAGGUUUUUGGAUGAAACUUAUAAUUACAUUUCGUGUCAUCUUAAUUGACUCUUCAUAUUGUUGUUAUGUCUUUGAUCAACUACUUGUUUUUGUACUGUGAGAAAUCCAUUGCAUCGCAGUUUUACUGCUAACCAAUGUGAAAUGGCUUAUGAACCUUAUAGGAGAAAUAAUAAUAAGCAAACUUUACUUGUCCCAUCA